AUGAUUGGAUACCAACUGGUUAGAAGGACCUUUGCAUCUAAUGUGAAGUGUCUUAAGAAUGUUGAAGAAGAUACUGGAUAUCUAGUGCGCCGCUUAGCGCAGUUGAAAGACGAAAACUUAACGAGCGCAGAGGAUCCAUUGCAUAAGCUGAUGAGACCGGAGAGGCUAGAGGAAUUGCACGAAAGCUUGCCACAAAAGACCUUCCAAGAAAAGUUUCUUAGUAAGAUUGCGGCAGCCAAACUAGGGAGUCAUUUGAGCAAAGAGGCCCGAGAAACGGCGCUGGCUGAACCAUGGAGCGGAGAGGAACACUUUAGCGAUGCCUCGCUGAGAAUGCUGGUCGACCGCUUCAAGGAUAAAAAUGCCGAUUCUAAAGUGAAAUUGGCGAACCUUGCAUUCAAGCCUACUACCAAUACGGUGAAUGAGCUGAAAGGAUUUGUCCCCAAAAACUUGAGAAACAGAAGGCGGCUGGAAUCCGCCCAAGAUAGUGCUUUAAAUUAUCAGAUGGAGAAAAACGAUAAAUGCAAUCAGGAUCGAGAGGCCUCUGAGUUUCGUGCUAUGUAUGCCGAGAAAUUCACACCGGUAGGGUCAUUCGAAAAACUGCGCUCACUAGCAGAUGUGCGUAUCGAAGAAAGUAUGCGAAAGGGAGAGUUCGAUACAGAUAAAUUAAAAGGUAGGAAGCUUGACGUUGAUCAGCCCAAGCCGUAUAUUGAUCGCACCGAGCAUCAUUUAAAUGACAUAAUGGCCCGCCAAAAGAUAAAUCCACCAUGGAUAGACAAACAAGGUUCGGUCAACAAAGAAAUAGAGCUUCUGAGGUCAGAGCUCGAUUCAAGUUUUCGCCAAGAGCUUACCAUGGAAAUGAGGAGAAGAAAUGUUUUUGCCCCCGAGAGAUCCGAGAAUAUUUUUAUUCGGAGUGAGGUUGCUGACCCAUUUAAAGAGACCUGCUUUGAAAAAUGGAAAGGCAAGUACAAGGGUAUAGCUGAAAACAAGAUCAGGACGCUGAAUAAUUCAAUGAGGUCUUAUAACCUUCAAGCUCCAUUGUCUACGCAAAAGUUUUAUUUACUGGUGGACAAAGAGCUGAGUAAAGUUGCUGAAAAAACUGAUGUGGCUCUCGUUUUUCAAGAAGAGAUUCUCAAAAGGCAGCUGCACAGUAAAAAAGCUCAACCGUCUGCCCACGGUGGAGGAUCUGAUUGGUUGAAGAAAUGGAGAUUGUGGGGCAAUUAG
Lachancea dasiensis is the source of this 1221-nucleotide messenger RNA. The record is from the annotation of a GenBank genome assembly. NCBI's taxonomy places the organism in Eukaryota, Fungi, Ascomycota, Saccharomycetes, Saccharomycetales, Saccharomycetaceae.